AUGGCCGAACACAAGCCUGUUAUUGGUCUGAAAGCUCCUGGUCAUGUUUAUUCAGCAACACUGCGCAAUUCCAGUGAUGAAGAUGUUUCGGUAGAGAUUCAAUAUGCCGGUUCAGAGGAUAGUCAUGGCGAAACGGUUGAAGCUAAAAUAGCAAGUGGUGCUGAGCAUGCAGUGGACGAAAAAGAAGUAUCAACUGGUACACAUCAACAACGAAAAUAUGUGAAAAAGGUUACAGUUAAAAAACAAGAUGGUACAACAAAAGUAUUGGAAGCACCAUUCGAGGGAGUAACAAGUCCACAAAAAAACUGGCAGUUUGUCAUUGAUAAUGACGGAAUUAAAUCACAGAAAUAA
Messenger RNA from Didymodactylos carnosus, 351 nucleotides. The record is from the annotation of a GenBank genome assembly. NCBI's taxonomy places the organism in Eukaryota, Metazoa, Rotifera, Eurotatoria, Philodinida, Philodinidae.